UUCGACCUUCUGUUCACACUGACGUUGCCUUUCUGGUCCGUGGAGUUUCUUCAUCACUGGGUUUUUGGAGAUGUUGCCUGUAAGAUCAUGACCGGGGCCUAUUUUGUAGGCAUCUACGGAAGCCUCAUCCUUCUCACGGCUAUGACCCUCGACCGUUUUGUUGUGGUUGUGGUCAGAAGUUACUGGUUAACACGGAGUCGAAGGCUCAAAUGUUCAAAGGCCGCCUGCAUUGGCGCCUGGAUUAUAAGUUUGAUUGCUUGUCUGAGAGAUUCAAUAGCCGCAAAGGCACAAGACAUACAUAUCAACACAUACUCGUGUCAAAGCGUCAAUACAGUUGAUGACAAUGUUGGAUAUUACGCUCAGCUCAUUCUGCUGUUUCUUGUACCGUUUGCCAUCAUUGUUUUCUGUUACACCAAAAUUAUUUUGACCCUCAUGUCAACAUCGACCAGGCAGAAAUACAGGACUGUGAUACUGGUGCUGUGCAUUGUUAUUGCUUUCUUCAUAUGCUGGGGGCCCUAUCAUAUCAUCAUCGUGUUGAUGUCCAUCUAUGACUUUGAUGCCUGCGAACAUUAUCGGCUGCAUGUUGCAUUUAUCGUCUGCAGGAUUCUGGCGUUUUCUCACUGCUGCAUGAACCCGGCGCUGUAUAUUGUCAGAGGGAAGUACAGAAAUCUCUUGUCAAGCUUAUUGUUCUGCUCACCUGAACUCAGGCAGUCGGGGCUCUACAGAGGACCAACAGAUCCCAGCGACUCCAGGAUUCAUCCAUACGCGAAUGAAAGAGCUCAAGAAACUUGUGAAGUGCAACAAACAAAUGUCACUGAACACACUGAAAGCACUAUAAAAAUGGAGACC
This is a messenger RNA of Sinocyclocheilus grahami, 849 nucleotides long. Its product is annotated as chemokine XC receptor 1-like. The annotation marks the transcript as partial. Lineage: Eukaryota; Metazoa; Chordata; Actinopteri; Cypriniformes; Cyprinidae. Gene Ontology annotation, cellular component: membrane; external side of plasma membrane. The record is from RefSeq and is a predicted model, not a curated record. Gene Ontology annotation, biological process: G protein-coupled receptor signaling pathway; immune response; calcium-mediated signaling. The transcript has a single exon. Gene Ontology annotation, molecular function: C-C chemokine receptor activity; C-C chemokine binding.